AUGCCAGCUGCGGCUUACGAUUUCGAGGUGCCCCCUCGCGACACAAUCACCGGCGCUGGCGAGAUCGGCGCCGACGCAGUUAAGGGCGGAGAGCCGACGUUUGUCAGCCACACGAGUCGCUGGGCGCAGCGCUGGUGCAGCCUGCAGGCCCUCGACCUUGACAUCGGUGCCAUGUCUGGCUACAUGCACCUGGGGGACCUGCUGCAGGUGCCCGCGGCCGCGCCACCCGCGGCCACGCUGGUCACGCUGACCAUCACGGCGCCCUCACACUUUGGCGGCAUCGCCACCGGCGCUGGCGACCCCGCCGCCGACGCGCUGGCGCCGCUGGGCGCCUUUGCACGGCUGGAAUUGCUGACGUUGAUGUUCGAGGACAGAACUGUGCCGGGCGGAUUCAAUCUAUUCGGUUUUGUGAGGCUGGACGACGCCAAGCUGCGGCUCCUGCUGGGCCCGCCCCGCCCCGUUUGCACGCGUGGCCCCACGCUGCGUUCCAUUUCUGUGCGCCUCACCAAACAGCAGGUGGUGCUGCCGCGCUGUUCAGAGCACAUAGUGCAGCUGCCGCCGCCUGUCAGCUGGGCUUGCUGCGAAGAGCUGCAGGGGGCACACCCCGGGUUGCGCUUUGAAAUCGCAAAGUUGAGGCCGGCCAGGGUGUUCAGGGAUUCAAAAUGCGAGGAGGACUAG
Messenger RNA from Monoraphidium neglectum, 678 nucleotides. RefSeq lists its product as hypothetical. The record is from RefSeq and is a predicted model, not a curated record. Bases 1 to 678 code for a protein of 225 amino acids. NCBI's taxonomy places the organism in Eukaryota, Viridiplantae, Chlorophyta, Chlorophyceae, Sphaeropleales, Selenastraceae. The transcript has a single exon.